AUGGCUCAGCCCCAUCAAACCAACCCCAGAAUCGGUUGUUUUGUGUUUUACAUGAAGAAGAAAUCCCAGCAAAACAACACCCGAUCGCUUUAUUGGGCAAGGUUUCGCUUAAUCUCGAGGAAUUCAAGCACCAAAGCCGUGCCUGUGAACAACAAAGACAAGACCGGGGCUGAUCGUAGCAAGACGAAGAAGAAACCAGAUAGCACCGAGCGACUGCCCUCCACUAACCAUUUUGCACGAGAAACACUUAAAGAGGUUCUCCUACUGGAAAACAAGGAAUUUGUGGAGAAAUUCGAACCGGUGAUGGGUAUAUCGAUUAUCAUGGUGACCUUGAUAAUAAUGGCAAUAUGGGGUCGAGUAUGCGCCAUUCUUUGUACGUCGGCAUGCUUAUAUAUUUUCCCUCGUUUCCGAACCAGAAGUAUCGGUAAUGAAAGCACCACCCCCAACGCCGACGAUUUGCAUUUGAGCUCCGAGGAGUAUAAGAAGAAGGUGGUGCUGGAAGGGUUGCUCUGGAGGAACCGACCGUUUACCUUAUGA
This is a messenger RNA of Hibiscus syriacus, 537 nucleotides long. RefSeq lists its product as uncharacterized. The transcript has 2 exons. Bases 1 to 537 code for a protein of 178 amino acids. Lineage: Eukaryota; Viridiplantae; Streptophyta; Magnoliopsida; Malvales; Malvaceae. The record is from RefSeq and is a predicted model, not a curated record.